AUGAACAUUGACUCGUUGACCAAGAUCCUGAAGAUGACAGGUGCAACUGACUCGUUGAAGAUUCGACACCAGACAGAUGCCGACACAGUGAACUUCCAGUGUGAAGGCUCAGAUGAUCGCAUUGCCGACUUCGAUUUGAAGCUCAUGCAAAUCGAGAGCGAACACAUGGAAAUCCCGGAGCAGCACUACAAGGUUGUCGCGAAGUUGCCUUCUUCUGAAUUUCAGAAGGUUUGCCGUGACUUGAAGGAGUUUGGCGAGACCAUUCAGAUCACUGGCAGCAAAGAAGGGUUGAAAUUCAUGGUGCAGGGUGAUUUGGGCAGCGGCAAUGUGAUGUUGAAGCCUCGUGAGGGAGAGAAGCCCGAGGAGAAGGUAUCACUCACAGUCCAUGAGCCAGUUACUGCCACAUUUGCGCUUCGCUAUUUGGUGAAUUUUGCGAAGGCAGAGAAGCUUUGUGGUUCCGUUGAACUGGGUCUUAGUCCUGAUGCUCCCCUGCUGGUGAAGUAUGACUUGGAGACUGCAGACAAGGGCCACAUGCAGUUCUAUCUUGCGCCAAAGAUAGACGAGUGA
Molecule: messenger RNA, 567 nt
Organism: Durusdinium trenchii
Lineage: Eukaryota; Dinophyceae; Suessiales; Symbiodiniaceae
Source: the annotation of a GenBank genome assembly